Molecule: messenger RNA, 1951 nt
Organism: Durotheca rogersii
Lineage: Eukaryota; Fungi; Ascomycota; Sordariomycetes; Xylariales; Xylariaceae
Product: mannose-6-phosphate isomerase
Exons: 2
Coding region: 191-1558 (455 amino acids)
Biological process (GO): carbohydrate metabolic process; GDP-mannose biosynthetic process
Cellular component (GO): cytosol
Molecular function (GO): mannose-6-phosphate isomerase activity; zinc ion binding
Source: RefSeq, a predicted model, not a curated record
GUAACAACAUUCCCUAUAGGUGGCAUUCUACUGGAUGCCAAAACCCACCGUCAACCAUACCCUCUGACAUCGUCGCCCACGGAUUAGACACGCCACAAGCCUCGAGCUCUGCUUCGAGUCCCCGUCCUCAUCCCCAUCCUCAUCCUCACCCCGAUCCUCGUUGCCGUCGUACUAGCCGUAGUCGUCCGAUAUGGUGUUACCUGUUCCUUUGAUACGACUCCGAUGUGGGGUGAAUUCCUACGACUGGGGCAAGAUCGGCUCUGAGUCUGCCGCAGCUAGAUUUGCUGCGGCGACGCCGUCGGAUACCUUAGCCAUCCAGCCCGACAAGCCGUACGCCGAGCUAUGGAUGGGUACUCACCCCUCGAAUCCCUCUAGGGACUUUAACUCUGGUCGAACCCUUCACGAGCUCGUCGAGCAAAAUCAGAUGUUACUGGCGCCUUCUAUAAAAGCGAAAUACGGCACCAAAUUGCCCUUUCUCUUCAAAGUGCUCUCCAUCAACAAGGCUCUCUCCAUCCAAGCACAUCCCAAUAAGAAGCUUGCCGAGCAAUUGCAUGCCAAAGACUCCAAGAACUACCCCGAUGAUAACCACAAGCCCGAGAUGGCUAUCGCUAUCACUGACUUCGAGGGUCUCUGCGGGUUCCGCCCACUCGGCGAGAUCGCGCAUUUCCUAUCAUCCGUUUCUUCGUUACGAAAAUUAAUCGGCGACGACGUCGCGGAGGCCUUCAUUACGACUGUCAAGAGCCAGGAGGGGGAUACUUCAACCGAGUCGACGGCGCAGAACAAGAAAGCCCUCCAGUCUGUCUUCUCAGCCCUCAUGAAGUCACCGGAAGCGGAGAUCUCGUUAGCUGCCGACGCACUCGUCUCGGAAGCCGCGAAUAAAGGCAGUGAAUUCGCCGAUGGGGGGGUCGAGUCUACGAGCGGUGUGGUCAUGUCCGAGUUAAUCGUUCGGUUAAACCAACAGUUCCCGAAAGACAUCGGCCUUUUCGUUCUGUUCUUCCUCAACUUCGUCAAGCUUUCCCCCGGGGAGGCCCUCUUCUUGAAAGCCGACGAUAUACAUGCAUACGUAUCGGGAGAUAUUAUUGAGUGUAUGGCGGCGAGCGAUAACGUCGUCCGAGCGGGGUUCACGCCCAAAUACAAAGACGUACAGACGUUAGUCGAUUUGUUAACGUACGAAUACGCUCCUAUCGAGGAACAGAAGAUGUCGCCUACCGAAUACCCCUACGUAGUGCUCAACCGUGCCGCGUACAGUUCUGGCUCGGAGGCGAUACUAUACGACCCGCCGAUCGAAGAGUUCAGUGUGAUCAGAACCAUCCUCAAGGGCGACAAGUCGAAGGCCACCUUUGAUCCCGUCGACGGACCGAGUGUCGUGAUUUGCACCGGUGGCAAGGGCAGGAUAAGCGUGGGGCCGAAGUCCGAAGAGAUCAAGGAAGGUUACGUCUUCUUUGUCGGCGCCACCGCAGAGCUGAUUCUAGAGUCGGAAGGUGACCAAGAGGACGAGUUCACAACUUUCAAGGCGUUUUGCGAGGUCGAGGACCACAGCAACGGGGCACAGCUGUGAAAACGAAAGGAACAGAAAAGGUAUCUUGCUGGGGAGAAUGGAGUAAUAAGCUAAGCAUAGCGACACUAGGGGACCGUUAUGUCCGGGAUAUAUGUGAGGCGAGGCGAUACGCUGGGAUCUCCAUAGAGUGCUCCGGGCGGGGAGGAGGGCUUGAACGAUACAUUUAGCCGAGUAAAAGAGAGAUACCGCUGCCGCCCGUAAUGUUCGCCGAUCCGGCGUGCACGACAGAGACAUCGAUUCCCCAUUAAAAGUUGAUUCUGACCACCCCCCAUGCCCUUAUGAGCAAGGUUGCCCCCACAGCCAGAGUUGAUACGAUAAUCCACAGAGCGACGCUUAGUCUUGGGAGACAGCAAGGUUGCGUCGGCCUCACCAUGUCCUCGUAGAGAAAAGAGA